This is a messenger RNA of Asterias rubens (European starfish), 4433 nucleotides long. RefSeq names its product forkhead box protein G1-like. The record is from RefSeq and is a predicted model, not a curated record. Gene Ontology annotation, biological process: regulation of transcription by RNA polymerase II. Gene Ontology annotation, cellular component: nucleus. The coding region runs from base 287 to 1507 and encodes 406 amino acids. The transcript has a single exon. Gene Ontology annotation, molecular function: sequence-specific double-stranded DNA binding; DNA-binding transcription factor activity. Lineage: Eukaryota; Metazoa; Echinodermata; Asteroidea; Forcipulatida; Asteriidae.
UGUGCAAGGCUCCCUCAGUGGUUGGUCCGCGAAGGCAAGAUUUCUAGUAGUUGAGAGUGAAAAACAAGACUGUACAUCAAUCUGAAUGAUUGCCUUCUAUAGGACGGUCACCGAAGUGCAGUCAUAUAGGCGGAUGGCUUACCGAAGGUGAUACCGGUUGUUUGCCAAUUUGUCAGGCGACUAUAUAGUGAGUGUGGCAUCCCCGUCUCUGGAUUAAGGUUUCCCUGUCCGUACGUUCUGCUCUACUAGUGAGUGGUGAGAGUUCAUAUUUACAUCCUCAUCAAACAUGGUGAAGCUGGAGUGCAUGCAGAUGCGGGCUGAGACUGCUGAUGAGAUACGAUCCACCAAGAAACCCUUCUCCAUUGAUCAUAUCAUGCUGGGGAAGAGAGAGCCAUCUGAGCUGCCGUCCAUCUCGCCUCCACUACCCGUGGUCAACUCGACGGUCAAGGGGGACCAUGACCCGGACUCCGAAAUGACCGAGGACAGAGAAGUUUCUGAAACCAUGAAAGAUGUGGAAGAGGAGGAACAAGAGAAGGACGGCAAGGAGGAGGAGAAAGGAAAGACCGAGACUAAAGAAGGUGAAAAGAAUUCGCCACCAAAGAACAAAUUCGGUGAGAAACCGCCCUUCAGUUAUAACGCACUUAUCAUGAUGGCGAUUCGCUCCAGUCCAGAGAAACGUCUGACUCUGAACGGUAUUUAUGAGUACAUCAUGACCAACUUCCCCUAUUACAGGGAGAAUAAGCAAGGCUGGCAGAACUCAAUCCGGCACAAUCUGAGUCUAAAUAAGUGUUUUGUGAAGGUGCCCCGGCAUUAUGAUGAUCCGGGGAAGGGGAACUACUGGAUGUUGGACCCGUCCAGCGAUGAUGUUUUCAUCGGGGGCACAACGGGGAAGCUACGGCGGAGAUCGACGGCUGCGUCACGGAACCGCAUCGCUCAGCUGAAACGUGGAGUCGGACCCCUCACGAAUGGGUUCUCCUUACCUAUCCGGACUGAUAAGCCCUAUUCAAUGUACUGGCCGCACGGGCAUUUGCUACCGUACCCACACCACGGAGGGACACCGCUGAGAUACGAUGCAAGGUUACCCAUGCAUCAUCCGGACUCCAUGUCAGUCCCCGUAUCGUCCCACCACUGCGCAGAGACACUCCUCAGCACUUGUCCAACUCUCCCAAAACCCAUCCCUAGUGGACACGGCUUCUCAAUGGAUCGUCUGCUACGCCACGAAUCGUCCUCGUACUCCAUGUCGAUGAGAGCCCGGGCUUUGAGUCUCCCCUCCCCACCACCACAGGGCUCCGGUGGGGUUGUCUGCGCCGGGGUGGGCUCGUGUAUCCCCGGCGUGGGCAGCGAGACGACGCCCGCCUGUUGCAUACCGCGUUUACCACCCCACUCCCCGCAGUCAGUUAGUAGCUCUCCAUACGAUGUAUACCACAGUCUGCACAGCUUACCUGUAUUCCCUACUGCAUUGUUCCCCUUGACUCUUGCCCAAUCCAGGCCAAUAUCGGGGAAAUGAGAAACACGAAAAACAUUCAAGAAAUCACUCACCAGUUGACUGUAGUACCGUCAUUGCCACGGUUUGUAACUCACAUGGAUUUUUGUAACCAUAAACCACAGUGCAAAGUACCGUAUCAAAUGCGGAGAGUGGUUUCCAGUGCUCAAUGUUUGCAGCCUUUUUCUCUCUCUCAAAGACUUCUGUAAAAACCAGAGCGGACUGUUUCAGUAAAUCCAUGUGAAUUUUGGCAAGUAUGUGCAAUAUGUUUUCAUAAAUAAAUAAUAAUAAGUAAUUACAGUUAAUUAUAAAAUAUACAAAAUUUAAGACAAUCACUCUCUCCGAAAUUUUUUGUUUUUAUUUAUGAUAUUUUGUUUUUGUUUAGAUAGCAUGCUAAAGUAAUUCUCUAAAUAGAAUAGAUUCAUGUAAAUAUAACUUAGAAUAUAAUUGAAUGAGUUAGGAACAUUAAUUAAGGAUGUGAUAAAGGGUGACAAUCUGGGAAGGAUUUUAGAGAAGUAAAACUUCUCAACCAUGAGUUAUACAAAUAUCUUUCGGAUGAGCUGGUUUAUUGAAAAUUGCCGACAAUCAUGUUUAUAUUUAACAGCACAUUGGUUUAUCUUUCUUUCCUGGUAACAAUGUGGAGUGUUAACUAACUAUAGACAAUUAUAAUUACUUUAUUGUAUAAGACUCAAAAAGACACAAGGAUCCGUUGGAACUUUUUGUCAUUUUGUUGACGCAUCGAGGAAGGCAAACCCACCAUGGUUGAAGCUAGAACUGAAUUCUUGUUAAAGAAGUUUGAGGUUAUUUUUUGCUACAGUGUUGUUUGAAUCGAGUAAAAGUUGCAUUUCCUGGCCCUAAGUCGACAGUUCCCAUACAAAUAAAUAUAAUUCAUUUUCACUGUGUUGGUUGAAGCAUCCCCAUGGGUGGAAGCAAUUUUUGUUUUGAAAAGAAACUUGUUUGUGUGUGUUUCCAUUACGAGUUUCGAAAAUCGAAAACAGAAAAUAUUAUGUGAGACAAAUUUUUACUUUUACAUCAUCUGAGACAGUUAUUUUUGAUCUUGAUAGUUUUAGGAAGAAGUUUGUUUGCUUGGGUGUAUUGCAAAUACAGGUUUCGAAAAUCGAAAACCGAAAUUAAUAUCUGAGAAAAAAAGAGAGUCACUUUGCAUCAUUUGAGUUUUUUUUUUCUUCUUGGGAAUUUAGGAAGAAGUUUGUUUGAUCGCAAGUAGUGCAAAUACGAGUUUCGAAAAUCGAAAACCGACAUUAUUAUGUGAGAAAAAUUGUCACUUUUACAUCAUCUGAAACAGCUUUUUUUGUCUUAAAGAAGUUUGUUGGAUCGAAAGUGCUGCGGACAAAUCGAAAACCAAAAUGGUUAUGCGAGAAAAAAAGUCACCAUCUAAGUUUUCCUUCUUCUUGAGAAUUUAGGAAGAAGUUUGUUUGAUCGCGUGUGUCACAUCAAAUGUCUGUUUUUGUCGGUGCGUGAAUAACGCACGUUCACACUGCACCUCCUUCAUUGCUUUUUAUCAAUCAUCGAAGCGUGUUUGGGGGGUUGCAAAGUCUUAAGUCUCGUUUCUCAAAACCUCCCCUGUCGCCCCCUCAAGAUCCUGCUCUUGUUUGGUCAACUUUUUUAAGACAAACACAUUCGGUUAAAUGUAAACAGUCAUUAAAAUUGUAAAGAUUCUUCAGUGGGUACAAUUUCCUUUCCUUUUUGUUGGUAACUGUCAGUGACACUGACCGCUAAAACUUACAAGCAACCCUGCACCCUGAACUAUGUGUAAUAUCUCUUACCGAGAGAGUGGCAGCUUUUAGUGGAGUACCAAACGCCGUCAACUGGGCCGUAUUUCACGGCGUGGCUCGGGUGCCUUUUUGGGUCACACACUCUCGGUGUGUGUUUUAAUGGUCCCCAGUGCGGGGAAUGCUGUUAGUUCUUUUUCGGGUCACUUACAAACUGUGAAACCACAAAUUGAAUUAUGUCGAAAGAUAUUUGAGAACUUUUUCUCAGAAAUAUUUCAUGCCAAUGUCAAAUUUUUGUUUAGUUAUAAAUUGUAUUAAAUGCGCACGUUUUUAUUUUAAACAAAAGUUAAGACGCAUGAACUCAGUUUAAAGUCACUGAUACUUAUUAUAAAGUAAUUUAAGGCCUUGUUUUAACGGAACAAACAGAGUGGGCGGUAUGCAUACCAUACAAAUAACAUUAGUUAAUUAAUGUUUGUUGUUUUAUGGUUGAUUUAGUGUCAACUAAAAUUAACACACAAAGCCUGCUGCUUGAGUUUUGGUUGAGGAGUCACAUUUCCAAAACGAUUAGGACCGAAUGAAUGCACUCACUCAUUGUGUGGAAUUGUUUCCCCUUUCUUUUUAAAACAAAUUCCAGCGGUUGGCAUUAUUGUCUGGGGUGACUUAAAACCGGGUACGACCGCCGAGCAAAUAGCGUGUUUCCGCCCGUGGACCGCCGCAGGGAAAACGCGGUGUAAUUCGCGGCCCUGCUCAAAAUAUCUGAUCAAACUGUAUCACGGUCAAUUGUUACAUUCAUAGCGAAUGAUUUGUCAUUGAAAACAGUUAAAGGCAACACAUAAAUUUGAAGAUCAUGAAUUCAAAUUGGUUUAUUGACUUGUAGGCCCUACUUUUCACUGUUUUAGUGACAUUUUAUUUGUCAUCAAAUAGUUUGAGUUGUUAAGAAAACCAGAAUUUCUUAAGACGUUUAUCAUCUUCAAUACAUAUACAAGAAAUCCGAAUCUCAAAGUUUAAUUUGUAAUAUUAAGUAGGCACUUUCAAAACUGGCAUGCAUACAAAAUAAAUAGACCCAACCAAUUUGUCAGCGGGAAUCCAAACGAAGGUGACCGAAGUUGCGAUGUAUUGAAAAAUCUGAUGCCAACAUUGCUCGCUCACAAUUAUUGUAAAUCUAGCAUUAAAAAUAGUGCAAUUCUAAUACAAAAGGAGAAUUUCUUAAAGAACCCAAA